This is a messenger RNA of Mytilus trossulus (common blue mussel), 393 nucleotides long. RefSeq lists its product as uncharacterized. Lineage: Eukaryota; Metazoa; Mollusca; Bivalvia; Mytilida; Mytilidae. The record is from RefSeq and is a predicted model, not a curated record. The transcript has 6 exons. Bases 66 to 380 code for a protein of 104 amino acids.
UAUCUCCCUUGUGGCGGUUUAAAACAGCACGUGUGUUUUUUCGACCAAGCUACGGAUUUCAAAUAAUGUCAAAGAUGAGUUGUAAGUGUGUAGACAAUACAGAUAUUCUACUGCAAAUAUUGGAUGAAUUAAAGAAGCACACAAAAUAUCAUGAAGAAAAAGAAAAAGAAAAAGAGCCAAGUCCAGUUAAAAAGAACCCUACAGGACAAAAGAAAUCAACUUUGACUCAAAGAGCUCAGGAGUUGUACAUCAAGAACAGAGUUAGUAAAGAAGAUGGUGAAGAUGGAGGUGGUGAUGCUGCCCAUGAUCACUACCUAAAGAAAUGGAAGAGCUUAAGUGAAGAAAGAAGAAUAAGUGGAAGAAGAAAGCAGAGAAAGUAGCACAAGAUGUAGC